This is a messenger RNA of Hibiscus syriacus, 1116 nucleotides long. RefSeq names its product nucleolar complex protein 3 homolog. Gene Ontology annotation, molecular function: chromatin binding. Gene Ontology annotation, biological process: DNA replication initiation. Gene Ontology annotation, cellular component: nucleolus. Lineage: Eukaryota; Viridiplantae; Streptophyta; Magnoliopsida; Malvales; Malvaceae. The record is from RefSeq and is a predicted model, not a curated record.
AUGUUUAUGGGUAUUCUAACUUUUAGCUUGUUUCAUAGUUUUUCUAUUAAUAAGGGCUACAUGCAGAAGUUAUUAGCGUUAGAAAAGCAGCCUAUAUUUCAUCAUGUUGUGGUUCGUUGUUUUUGUACUUUGCUUGAUGCUGUUCCUCACUUCAACUUCAGAGAAAGCUUGUUAGUAGCUGUUGUCAGAAACUUAGGCUCCUCAGAUGAUGUUGUAAGGAGACUUUGCUGUUCAACUAUGAAGUCACUUGUUACCAAUGAGGGGAAACAUGGCGGUGAAGCUACUGUUGAGGCCGUUCGGUUGAUUGCAGAUCAUGUCAAAGCCCAUGAUUGUCAACUGCAUCCUGAUUCUGUUGAGGUUUUAAUGUCUUUGUCAUUUGAUGAUGAUCUUGGGAACCCAGAAGUUCAACAUGAUAAUAGCAAAAUAAAGAACAAGAAAAAUAAAAAGAGAGUGAAUUCUGAAGAUUCGAAUCAACUGAAAGGAAAUGACAGAAAGAAAAGUAAGAAAGAAACUAUGGCAAAGAUGGAGGAAGAGGUUGCUGCAGAUUAUAAAUCUGUUUCUUAUACACCAAAUGUGGUGGAACGGAAGAUGAUGCAAUCUGAGACACUAUCUGCUGUAUUUGAGACAUAUUUCCGCAUCUUUAGGUAUACCAUGCAAUCAUCUGUAGCCAGUUCUGAAGCGUAUUCCGCAACAUGUUCUAAUGGGUCUGGGGCCCAUCCUCUGCUAGCUCCUUGUUUGAGUGGUUUAGGAAAGUUUUCUCAUCUCAUCGACCUGGAUUACAUUGGGGAUUUGAAAAGGCUUGCUGCUAGAGGUAACAUUUCAGAUAGUUCUUCCCAGAAAGUGCAAAAUUUGACCGUCUCUGAGUGCCUCCGCUGCUGCAUUGUUGCCUUUAAAGUUAUGAGGAGCAAUCUUGAUGCUUUGAAUGUUGAUUUACAAGACUUUUUUGUCCAGCUUUACAAUCUUGUACUUGAGUACAGACCUUCCAGAGAUCAAGGUGAAGUUUUAGCUGAGGCUCUUAAGGUAAUGCUAUGUGAUGAUAGACAACGUGACAUGCAAAAGGUAGCUUCAUUUAUAAAACGCUUAGCCACAUUUUCUUUGUGCUUCGGAUCAAGGUGA